Messenger RNA from Cavia porcellus (domestic guinea pig), 2244 nucleotides. It is a transcript of the gene Cbr3, whose product is annotated as carbonyl reductase 3. The transcript is spliced from 4 exons. The record is from RefSeq and is a predicted model, not a curated record. The coding region runs from base 738 to 1433 and encodes 231 amino acids. Lineage: Eukaryota; Metazoa; Chordata; Mammalia; Rodentia; Caviidae. Gene Ontology annotation, molecular function: carbonyl reductase (NADPH) activity.
CCUGGGAGCGGGACCACGCCUUGCUAAGUCAUCAGCUUUGUUUCAUCCAAGAACCAUUUUGCCUGCGAUGGGUCUCUCCAAGAUCGCCCUUGGCUUUGGCUUUCCGGGUGAAUCAAGGACGCCUUCAAGAUGCUAGGAGCGUUCUGCUCCGGACGGGAAAUGCGUCGCUGAGACCCAGCUAGCGCGAGCUUGCACUAGGGAGCAUUUUAUACUUUGUUGCUUGAAGAGCUUUGAUAGCUCUAGCAUAAAAAAAGGAAGUGAGCGGUUCCUGCCUCCAGGAGGCCAAUGUGUGUUGAUAAACACCAGCCAGGUUUUAAGAAACAGCUCACUGGGGCUGGGGAUUUAACUCAGUGGCAUAAGCGUCUGCCUUGCAAGUGUGCAGUCAUGAGUUCGAUCCCUGGUACCGAUAAAAACGAAAAAGGCCAAAAAAAAAAAGAAAGAAAGAAAAAGAAACAGCUCCUUUGGAGAUCAAAAUCGAGGCGAUUUCUCAUUCUAACAACUGCUCGAUUUAGAAAGUUAUUGUGCUUGCGUGAGCUGGGACUGGAAAGAAAGAAAGAAACAAGCCAGCUUCCUUACAAGCCAGUGGAGCAGACAAGCCAGGGACAAGACUGUGGGGGGAGCUGUUGUACAGAGGAGGUCUGGGCCCUUAGGGGAGCACAGACUUCCUCCCUCCGCACCUCCAGCUCAGCUAUGGCCUAUGAACAGCAGGAAGCCAGGAAAGGAAAGCGGAGGACCCAAUGCCCUUUGACAUUCAAGCUGAAAUGACACUGAAGACAAACUUUUUUGCCACUAGAAAUGUGUGCACUGAGUUACUGCCCAUCGUGAAGCCACACGACCGCGGGCCCCGAGGACAGGAUGUGGGAGUCUGGGGAGGCCUUUGGCUCUCAUUAGCCUUGGCGAGUGCUUCUCCAGUUCUCCAGGAAUGGCCCCACCCAGCUCCUCGGAACCCCGAUGGCAUCCAUGCUGGCAGAGACUUUGUCUACAUUCUUCUCGGAAAAUCUGAAAGAGGGAGAGUGGUGAACAUCAGUAGUUCCCAGGGCUUCAGAGCUCUUGAGGACUGCGGCGAAGCCCUGCAGGAACGCUUCCGGUGUAACACGCUCACGGAGGGGGACUUGGUGGACCUCAUGAAGAAGUUUGUGGAGGAUGUGAAAAACGAGGUGCACGAGAGGGAAGGCUGGCCCGACUCAGCUUAUGGGGUGUCCAAGUUGGGGGUCACAGUCUUGUCGAGAAUCAUAGCCCGGCAGCUAGAUGAGAAGAGAAAGGCUGACAGGAUUCUGCUGAAUGCCUGCUGCCCCGGGGACACAGCCGGGGACCAGGGCUCCAGGAGCCUGGAGCAGGGGGUGGAGACCCCUGUCUAUUUGGCCCUCCUCCCUCCAGAUGCCACUGAGCCCCACGGCCAGUUCAUCUGUGACAAAGUGGUGCAGAACUGGUGAACGUCUGCUGCAGGGCUGCAUCCUUCUUCCAUAGUCAUGUUUACAACACACAACUGAAACAGUGAUCUCGGAGCGGGACACUAGCACACUGUGUCUGAGCCCCCUCUGCAUCCCUUCCUGGAGCUUGGUGCCUAACAAAUGUCAGUGGGAGGAAUAAAUGCAUUCUGACGCUGGAGUUGGACUCUCUUUCUGUGUGGAGAAAGCAUGAACGCCCACCCAGGAAAAGACUGUUCAGUCCCAAGAUCUGCAGCUGAAUGGUUUUGCUGUGCCCCAGCUCAGAGGGAAAAGGACCCACGGGCAUAUCGAAUUUUAGUGGCUUCUGACCACCUGACAGGCUCACUGAAACAAACUGCUAGCCCAUCAUGAUGGCGCACGAUUGGAAUCCCAGCAUUCUGGGAGGGUGAGGCAGGAAGAUAGAAAGUUUGAGCCUAGUGUGGAUGACUUGGCAAUUUAUCAAGAUUCUGUCUCAAAAAAAAAAAUUACAAAUGGGUUGGGGCUGUAGCUAAUUGUGAAAGCUCCAGUUUUAAUCCCUGGAGUAAAGAAAGAAGAUUGCUGCUUCCCACCCCAAGGUUUCUGAUCCAGUAGGACCUGAAAUUGGCAUUUCUGACAAAUUCUCAGGAAAUACUGGUGCUGCCUGACCUGGGGCGGUACUGAAAAAGAACACAGGGUGUUUUGAGAGGUUUGAUCUCUAACUCAUGGUGAUCCUGCUGCCUCAGCCUUUCAAGUGCUGAUCUUAAUUCUAUUUUUAUUGUUUCUGUCAGAAGACAAGAAAAUUAUAACAUUAAAAAUCUUCAUAGGCUUUUAUAUGCAA